This is a messenger RNA of Symbiodinium pilosum, 491 nucleotides long. NCBI's taxonomy places the organism in Eukaryota, Dinophyceae, Suessiales, Symbiodiniaceae. The record is from the annotation of a GenBank genome assembly.
GCCAAGAUGUUCUCCUUGACAUCACGGAUCGCCGCUACCAGCUUCUGAAAAAGCAUAACCUGAGCUUCGCCGUGGUUCCUGCAACCUACAUCUGGGAGGAGGGGUCAAACGAGCCAAACCAUCUCUACGAGGCCAAGGCGCAGUGGUCAUCUCUUCAGCUUGCUGUCUACCAGUCCCUGGCCGCCAUUGCGCAUGACCUGCUUGGAUGCAACGGUACGACAUCCCUUCAAGAUUUGGCUGGAAAAGGGCCUCUUGAAAUCGUUGAGGGCAAGCUUACAAUGGUCACCGAAUUCGGGCUGGUCUUCUGCACCAAGCCCCACACCCAGGACGAACCGCACUGCAGUCAUUGCCGCUACACUAACUGCUACCACGCCCCCAUGCCCACCUGCUUCUGCGACUUUCAGAAGUUUGUUGAGUUCUCCACCAAGGAGCAGCUGAUGGCCAUGAAAGCGGACCUGCGCGCUGCUGGCUUCCCCGCGUAUGAGUGGUGA